GUGGCACAGACACUCACACACAGAGCUCCACCUGACCUGCGGGAUGGAUGGCUGGAGACACAGACCCAGUGCCGCUCGGGCUCUGCUGUGUUUGCUCACAGCACUGUCCGGGGAGGUUACAGUUGGCAUCAGUACAGGAAAUGGUAUCUUUACAAUUCAGCAUCAGAACAGCAAGAAAUGUCUCGAUGUCAAGAACAAUAUAAUGGCUAUGAAUAAAUGCGAUCAACUAGACUCUUUUCAACAAUGGAAGUGGGUGUCUGAACACCGACUGUUCAACAUUGGCACCAAAAUGUGCCUCGGCAUCGACUCCAACAAAUUUCCCCAACAAUUGAGAAUGUUUCAGUGUGAUGUGAAGAUAACCGCUCUGUGGUGGCGCUGUGAGAGUAGCAGUGUGUAUGGCACAGCUCACCAUAAACUGUCUGUAAAGAAAAACUCUCCUACAGUGAGCAUAGACUCAGAUGAUUUGUGGACACAGGGCGACUCAGAGCGACAUGUUUGUGAGCAGCCAUAUCGUGACAUUUACACAACUCGGGGAAAUUCCUACGGGAAACCAUGCGUCUUUCCAUUUAAACAUGAAGGCAAUUGGUAUCAUGACUGUGUCAAUGAAAAAGGCGGUGGAGCUCAAUGGUGCUCAACAACUAUUGACUAUGAUAUGGAUAAGAAAUGGGGGAAUUGUUUGAAACCAGACUCAGGAUGCAGUCACUUGUGGGAGGCGGCUGAGGAAGGACAUGCUUGUUACCAGUAUAACUUUCACUCCCUUCUCUCCUGGAAGGAGGCUCGUCUUUCCUGCCAAAGUCAAGGUGGUGAUUUACUGAGCAUCGCUAAUGUAACUGUACAAAACUACAUUGUUGGGCAACCAGACAUUCCAAAGGCUCUGUGGAUUGGUCUGAAUCAGAUGAACACUGCUGGAGGGUGGCAGUGGGCAGAUGGAACCCCUGUGGUUUUUAUUAAUUGGGACUCUGGUAUAUUUGGCAGGUCCACUAUUGAAGACACCAGCUGUGCAACGAUAAAUACUGAAUCUCAAGGUCGCUGGCAAAUGAACCCGUGUGAAGUUUCCCUGCCAUACGUUUGUAAAAAACAAUUGAAUGAGUCAAGUUUGGAGACAAUUGAUCCCUGGCAGUUUUCGAACACAAAAUGUGAAGCGGGUUGGCUGCCUUACAAUGGAUUCUGCUAUUUUAUGCACAAGGAAAAGUUAAGCUGGGAUGAUGCAAGAAGUUCCUGCAAAUCCAAGCAAAGUGAACUGAUGAGCCUCCAUUCAUUGGCAGAUGUGGAGUUGGUUGUGACUAAGUUACAUGAUGGGUUUGAAGAUGAAGUGUGGGCUGGAUUGAGAAGUAACCAAUCCCCAGCCCUGUUUGAGUGGUCAGAUGGAUCGAUUGUGACCUUCACUUACUGGGACCAAAAUGAACCUAAUGUUCCCUUCAACACUUCGCAGCACUGUGUUCACUAUUCAGGAAAGUUGGGUCGAUGGAAGGUUAAAGAAUGUAGCACAAAGUUAUCAUACAUCUGCAAAAAGACAGGCAACAUUGCGAAUGACACGGGGCUGUCCGAUGCAGGCUGUCCUCAGGAAAAGAACUGGAAAAGACAUGGAAAUUUCUGCUACAAACUUGAUCCAACAGAAGUGACGUUUGAAUCUAACUGUCACCUGACCAUACAAAACAGGUUUGAACAGGAGUUUAUUGAAAGCUUGAUUAGAAAACAUACCACAGAAAAUGACAAGUACUUCUGGACUAGUCUACAGGAUAUAAAUAAAACUGGAGAAUACACAUGGCUUCCUAGAGGCAGAAGAAAUGAACCUGUAACAUAUACAAACUGGAAUGUAUAUCAACCGGAGACUGCUGGAGGCUGUGCUGUGCUGGGCUCAGGGAAGGCUCUGGGACGCUGGGAAGUCAAGAAUUGCAAAAUGUUCAAAGCCAUGUCUAUUUGUAAGAAGAGCAUUGGAAACACCACAGAACCUGAUCCUUCACCUCCAACAGGCUCCUGCCCUCCUGGUUGGGUGACUGACACCACUCUUCCGUUCUGCUACAAGAUUUUCCAUCAUGAGAGGGUGAUUAGCAAGAGGACCUGGGAGGAGGCGGAGAAAUUCUGUCAGGCAUUUGGAGGCCACUUGCCAAGUUUCAGCCACAAUGAGGAGAUGAGUUACCUUCACAAGCUGCUGAGGACAACAAUCACUGAUGAGCGCUGGUUUUGGGUUGGAUUAAACAAGAGAAAUCCCAAUUCCAGAGGAUCUUGGGAAUGGAGUGACAACAGGCCUGUUUCCUCGUUAGUUUUGCCCAAUGAGUUUAAUGAAGAUUAUGGCAUCCGAGAAUGUGGUGCAUUUCAGACCAAAAGGCAGUGGUGGUUCCAUUAUAUUAUGAGGGAGGUUGAAGACACAUUUGACUACUACUUGGUCCCUUUCCGCUGUGACAUUAGGCUUGAGUGGGUGUGUCAGAUUCCAAAAGGAACAGCAUUGAAGAUACCAGAGUGGUACGUACCUGAUGGAGAAAGUAGUCACGGCCUCACAGUAGUUAUCAAUGGGAACGAAUAUUGGUUUGUUAACAAUGUGACGCUUCCUUACCAAGAAGCUGAAUUGUAUUGUGCACAGAAUGAGAGCACAUUGGCCACCAUCACCUCCAGAACAGCAGUAAAAGUGAUUAUAUCUCAGAUACAAAAGGAGUUUCCUUCAUUUCAGAACUGGUGGGUGAAGACAAUUGAUCACGAUUCAAUGGGCCAUUUUAUCAGGCGUCCAUAUUUUGGGUUCUAUGGCAUGAAUUCCUUCCGCAACAGAUACAGGGAGUGUCCUUUCAUCAAUCCUUUCCGUCGAUGGUUUAAUGGAUAUAAUUUGCAGGUACAUUGCUACAAAAGUCUUCCCUUCAUUUGUCAAAAGAUAAACACAACAGCGUUGGAAUCGGGAUCCUUUUACCCAGAUCAGCCGGGAACCCCGUGUACAGAUGACUGGAUCCCCUUUGGAGACAAUUGUUAUAAUCUCGUAAAACCAAGGCUAUUAACGUGGGAAAAAGCUUCACAAUAUUGCAGCAGUCUUGGUGGGAACUUACCAACUAUUGCUAACUCUUUGGAACAAGAUUUUAUUACAUCCAAAUUGCCCGGGCUGCAACAGGCACUGUGGCUUGGUUUGCAGAUCUCAAAAAAGGACUCAAGAUAUAAAUGGGUAACGGGGAGGCCAGUUACAUACACCAACUGGAUUCCGUUGUAUGAUACCUUUCCCAAUUUGAUAGAUAUUGAUUUUUUUGAAUUUCCAUUUGAGAAGCAGUGUACACUAAUGCAAAACAAUCCCAAAACGCCAUUUGUUGGAAAAUGGAACAGAACAAACUGUGAAAUUAAGCAACAUGUUGUACUGUGUCAGAAAUAUAGAGAGCAUUUUGCCAAUGAUUCAGCGAAUCAACCCUUCAAUGACACCUUAAGCUUUCUAAACCAUACUUACAUGAUAAUCAAGAGGAACAUGACUUGGGAAGAUGCAUUACUUGAGUGCCAGAAGAAUGGGAAAGAAUUGGUCAGCAUCACUGAGACAUACCAUCAGGCUUUCCUCACAACUGUUGUCAACACUUUAGGCUACCCCGUGUGGAUAGGACUGUACAGCCAAGACGAUGGUCUUCACUUCCGGUGGUCUGACGGCAGACACGUCACUCACAGUCAUUGGAGUAAAGGUGACUCUGAACCUACUGAUGACUGUGUUUACAUGGACACCAAUGGGUUCUGGAAAACCCUGGGCUGUGAGUCCCCUUUACAAGGAGCCAUUUGCCAUAUCCAACAAAAAGACGAGUCGCCUGAACAACCAAAAGUGAAUACUGUGAGGUGCCCUCAUAAGAUUCACGGUGCCUUGUGGAUACCAUUCAGAAACAAUUGUUACGCCUUUCAGAUUAACGCACAGAAUUCUCCAAGAUUCAGAGAGGACAGGAUUCAUAGCUUCUGCAGGAAUUUAGAUCCUAGUGCUGAUGUUUUAAAUAUUCGAAAUGAAGAAGAGAAUAAUUUUGUCACAGAACAACUUAUUGCUCACAAAUAUCUGUUUCGAUGGGUGUGGCUAAGUAUUGAGUACGAUAGCUUUGAGAAACGUCUGAAAUGGAACGAUGGCUCGUACGUGCGAUAUUCAAACUGGAGGAAUGGGAGACCGAAAUUGCAGAACUCACCAACACUCUUCCUGGCCGCUGUCCUGGAUAUGGCCGGAGUCUGGCAUCUGACCAAUCAACAAUUAUUUAAAAUACAAUUCAUUGUGAAUAGCAUAAUUGCAUGUAAACUCGAAAACGUCUUUGAUCCAAGAGAUUUUCAGCCUCUAACUGAGACUGCAGUGUAUGAAAACUACAACUACAAACUGCUGCAGAAGAAGCUCAGUUGGUUUGAGGCAAUGCAGCAGUGCAGAAUGGCUGGCUAUCACCUCGUCAGUGUCUACAAUGUUUCUCAGCAUUUGUUCCUGAACAAUUUAGUGAAGUCGGAUGGUUUCCCUCUGUGGAUUGGCUUGUACCAGCCAGACGAAGGGCCUGUGUUUGAAUGGUCAGAUGGAAGAAAUACCGAUUACAAGCCCUGGGAGUACAAAAAUCUUAAUACAAAUGGCAGCUGUGUUUACAUGGAUACGAAGGGCAUCUGGACCAGCAAAAGCUGUCACGACGAAGUGGAUGGAGCAAUAUGUUAUGCUUCACGGAGCAAAAAUACAUCCUCUAACACGCGGGCUGAAACCUCAAACAUGUGCCCCCAGAAAGAUAGCAAGUCAACAUGGAUCAGGUUCAAAGAUUAUUGCUAUGGAUUUGACAUGGGUUUGUACAACUGGUCCGUUUUCACCAUGAAAGAGACAGAAUUAAUUUGUCAGAAACUCGAUGCUUCUGCUGCUGUUCUGAGUAUUGAAGAUAAAGAAGAGAAUGAUUUUGUCACCAGACAAAUACAAGAAGAACAUGGUAUUGCAGGGCGGGUCUGGCUCAGCAUCUCACGUGGCUCUGAAGAUAACUCAUUAAAAUGGGGAGAUGGCUCCAAUCUAAAGUUUGACAAUUGGAUUAAUGAAACGGCUGCAAUUCUACCUGGUGAGAGCUGUGCUGCCGUAUCAGCCAUUAGUGGAAAAUGGAUCCUAACCAAUUGUUCAAGGAGUCUUGGCAGACUUGUGUGCAAAACUCCAAUAAAACCCGACAACAAAGUGGCAGCUAUCGUGCUCUCAGUGAUCGUAUCCCUGCUGCUCCUGGGAGGAUUUCUGUGGAUUAUCUACAAAAAUAAAUGGCGAUGGGCUAAUCCUUUUGGGAGUGUACGUUAUGAACGUAGUUAUAAUGAUUUCACAGACUCUGAUAGUACAGUUAUGAUAAGAGAACUUAAGGAAUUCCAUGAUUGAAACCUGUUCAGUCUUUUCAUUCCAAAAUGUUCAAAGAAGAAUGCUUUAAACAGCUUAAUGAUCUUAUCCUUUGUGUCUCCGACAUGAUCAAUUGCUAAAUAAUUUGAUUAUUGUACAAAUAUUUCUUGAUUUGCACUAUUUCAAUAUUUCUACUGAACAAGGAAUGCUGCAAUGGCACACUGUAGCACUUUCCAGAAUUAACUAAUCUGUCGUGCAAUAUUUUGCUUAAAUGCUUAUUUUUAUACUAUAUUAAACAUUCCUGUACUGAGGGUUCUUAGUAUAUCCAAGGUAUUGAAUAGCUUAGCAUCUGACUGGAAAAGAAAACCCUCUACCAAGCAUGUAAUACAAGACCAUUUGCUCAUAAUGCAAAAAUGUAAUACUUUAUGCACUGAUGUCACUCCACAAUGAUCUGAAAUCGACCUGCAUACUGGAUCAUGAAGACCCUGGUAAUUUAUGAUUAAAAAAAAUUAUAAAAAAUAUAAUAUAUAAGUGAGGGUAUUAAGAUGCACAUAUUGAGAUCCACUGACUUGUGUAAAGUGGUGAAACAUUGCUGUUCUCGUUUGUGAAUUCAUCAUAAUCUCAACUGUGUCAGUGCCUUUGUAAUUUCCUUUUCACAACAGUAGCACCUCAAAGUUACAGAUGCCAAAGUUAGGCAAUUGGUCAAGUGAAUGAAUGCAUUGUGUACAUUAAUAAAGCACUAUUGUACGGAUUGCAUUUUAUUAGCUACUAACCUUGAAUCAUAAGUGUACAUUGUUAUGAUACGCCUUGCAUAACAGAUUGAUAUUUCUGCACUGGUCGCAGUAAAAUAGUCUCAUAAGCAAAAAUUCUUUCUUAAUUAUAAGAAAAUUUCUUAAAAGCUAUGAAUAUUUUAGCCACUUAAACAUCUACUUUUCUCAAGGUGUGUUGUUGAGGUUCUACUGUAAUUCUAUUGCCUGUAAAAAAAAACUGCUAGUUUUAGAGAUUAUUCAUGUUUUUAAAUCAAUAGGUGACAAAAGACAAAGGCAAUUUUCCUUGUUGUGUAUUGGUUUGCUGGUAAUGACUCUAUUGUUGGAAAGUAGCUUGAACGCUGCAUUGCACAUUGUAUUAUAGUACCCGAGCUAAUUUCUCCAAGCUUAUUAAGUAAACUGAGCAAAAAAAAGGGAAAAUGUAUCUCAACUACUGUAAAUUGCAGAGUAUCAUUAUCUUCAAUCAGAAUUCUUAAUGCAGGAGAAUUGAGAUGUUAUCAGUCUAUCACUGGAGACGUAAUUCCUUCAAAAUGUGCGAAACCAUUGUAAUCUUUGUAUUACAAAAAAAAUUACAAUUAAUAAAAUCAAACAUACGUAUUUAAUGAUUUUCCCUUCAAACAAUUAAUUGUUUUGGAUAUCUAGAGUAAUUGUCUGCAAAUAAUAGUCAGUUUAACUACAGAUGUGCCAGGUGUCAGUUUGGGUGGGGGGGGGGGGGCAGUUCACUCAUUAUAAAUACAUCCCAUGUUGUACUGCUGUCUUCUUUUAUUGUUAAACCCCUAGUUGAAUUGUCUGAUAACUUCGUAUUUUUGUUGUUGCAAAACAGCAACAAUUUCAGGUUGUAACAGUUGAAUAUUGUUUGUUUGGGGUGAAGGGGAUAUUGGUUUUUUACAAAACCAAUCCUGGGAUCUUGGCCUAACUUUUUUUUUAAAUUGUUUUGAAAAGUAGGAUUUUUUAAUUUAUAUUUCAUUAAUUUGUGUCCAGUCCCUUUCAGGGCUAUACAAAUGUGUUUGAACUAUGCAAUAUGUUUCACUUUUUAUACAGAGUUGACUUAAUUAUUGAUAGAAUUAUCUUGCUAAAAGGAUUGUUUGACAUAAACAUGUAUGAUAUGAGCAGCUCAGUAUUAAACACUUGACCUCCAACUGGAUCCCAAGUCCUGACAGCAGGGCAGACCAGCACUGUGUAUCUGUUAGUCACUUGUCACUUCAGUUACUUAUCAUUGAAGCCGAGCAGGUAACCUAUGAGGCCACUGAAAUACACUGGGUUAUCACAAUGCCCGUCACCGUCAGAGCCUGAGGUUCAAACCAGUGGGAUUAAAGUUUCCUCUUCUCUACCAUAAAGAGUCCAAUGUGGUGGGAAAUGAAGAUCUUACACGGCUGUACAGUGUUAGGUAAGCGCUGGGGUAGGUAGGAGUAAGUUCUUUACUCUGAUGUAUGUUAUGCUAUUACUUAACGUGCAAAUGUUUGAUAUUGAUAUGAGUGCCCAAACUAGAAAAGUCUUUCCUUGCCCAAACCUCAUAACUUAAACUUUUUGAAUUCUAAAAUUUAAUUGGAAGAAUUCACUCCAACUAAGUUUUUUCCGUAGAGUAGUUGUGGAGGUACAGCUGUCAGUUAGUCAGCGAGAUGUUGGGGUACAAACCUCCAGGCUGUGGGGAGGGGGGACAUGGGUGGGAAAUGGGAGAGAAAUAUUUUUGAAAAAAUAUAAAAUUGAUUGUAAAUAUAAGCCUAAAAUGUUACCGUUUUAUUAACAAACAGGAUUAUUAGCAACCAAAUAGUCAUAUGUGUGUAUGUCUCUAUAAAUAUGUGCAAAUUUAAUUUUUCUUUUGAUUGAACAAGCUGUGAAAUAAACCAAGGAAAAAUA
Messenger RNA from Callorhinchus milii (elephant shark), 7884 nucleotides. It is a transcript of the gene ly75, whose product is annotated as lymphocyte antigen 75. The record is from RefSeq and is a predicted model, not a curated record. The coding region runs from base 44 to 5302 and encodes 1752 amino acids. NCBI's taxonomy places the organism in Eukaryota, Metazoa, Chordata, Chondrichthyes, Chimaeriformes, Callorhinchidae. The transcript has 35 exons. Gene Ontology annotation, molecular function: signaling receptor activity. Gene Ontology annotation, cellular component: signaling receptor complex; plasma membrane.